This is a messenger RNA of Staurois parvus, 343 nucleotides long. The record is from the annotation of a GenBank genome assembly. NCBI's taxonomy places the organism in Eukaryota, Metazoa, Chordata, Amphibia, Anura, Ranidae.
GCGGAUAUAAUGAAUGCGGGGUCCGGGGAGAGCGGAUAUAGUGAAUGCAGGGUCCGGGGAGAGUGGAUAUAGUGAAUGCAGGGUCCGGGGAGAGCGGAUAUAGUGAAUGCGGGGUCCGGGGAGAGCGGAUAUAGUGAAUGCAGGGUCCGGGGAGAGCGGAUAUAGUGAAUGCAGGGGUCCGGGGAGACCAGAUAUAGUGAAUGCGGGGUCCGGGGAGAGCGGAUAUAAUGAAUGCAGGGUCCGGGGAGAGCGGAUAUAGUGAAUGCAGGGGUCCGGGGAGAGCGGAUAUAGUGAAUGCGGGGUCCGGGGAGAGCGGAUAUAGUGAAUGCGGGGUCCGGGGAGA